This is a messenger RNA of Trichosporon asahii var. asahii CBS 2479, 555 nucleotides long. RefSeq lists its product as uncharacterized. Lineage: Eukaryota; Fungi; Basidiomycota; Tremellomycetes; Trichosporonales; Trichosporonaceae. Gene Ontology annotation, molecular function: catalytic activity. The transcript has 4 exons. The coding region runs from base 1 to 555 and encodes 184 amino acids. The record is from RefSeq and is a predicted model, not a curated record.
AUGUCGCGUCACCUCUUCUCGGUGUUCGAUGUCACACGGCAGGACUCCGUCAUCCCUGGGCAUUGUCAACCUGAAGCCGCUAAGGCCGGGGCCGUUCAAAGUGUUGGUCGCGUGAUCGAGAAGGCGUACAAGGCUGAGGCCCUCAACAUUGCCGUCCAGGACGGUGUUGCUGCUGGCCAGUCUGUGCCCCAUGUUCACGUGCAUAUUAUCCCGCGAACAUCAAAAGACUUCGGAGGCGACACUGACCGCGUGUACCCGGCGUUGGAGAAGAGCGAGAAGGAGCUAAAGGGCGAUCUGAAGGAUCAGGCGGAGGGCAAGACUCCCGAGACAAUCGCCGAAGCCGCCAACCGUGUCGCCUCGAGCGCGAGGGGAGAACGCGACGAUCCCGAGACGCACCGCGAAGCCGCGAUCGCCGCUGCUCGCAAGAAGCGGGAAACGGAGGGAUGGCAGGUGCCCCGCGACGAAGACCGGAAACCGAGAAGCCAGGAGGAGAUGCAGAAGGAGGCGGACUGGCUCCGUGGACUCAUGGCGCAGGCGACCGCCCUCCCGAACUAG